CUCAGACCUGUUGCUUUUCGGACUUGUGCCUUGACCGAGUAAUUAUAAAAAAAAAAAAGUUUAAUAUCUUUUCCUUUCUUCAUCUCUUUCUGCUUUUUCUCAACAUGACUAAAGCUAAUCUAGACCUAGUAGAAGUCUAUACCCAAGGUAUCAAAGCCUGGUUUGCUGAUGAGGAAAACGGCUGGGUUUCUGCCUCUGUCAUUUCCAAGCAGCAAGAUGACAAGUCUGUCAAGAUUAGUUUCCUAGACGAUAUCGACGCCGAAAAGCAACAUGUUUUUGAGGCUAGUCUCGCUGAUAUCGAAUCGGGCAAAAUCAGCCUUCCUCCACUUAGAAAUCCUCCUAAAAUGGAGAACACAGACGACUUGACCAAUCUCAGUUAUCUUAACGAACCUUCAGUGCUGCAAACCAUCAAAACUCGUUAUGAACAAAACAAUAUUUAUACUUAUUCCGGUAUUGUCUUGAUUGCAGCCAAUCCUUUUGCUCGUGUCAAACUGUAUGAUCCCGAAAUUAUUCAAAAGUAUUCGGGAAGCAGAAGAGGCGAACUUGAACCACAUCUUUUUGCUAUUGCAGAAGAUGCUUAUAGAUGUAUGAUUAGAGAUAACAAGAACCAGACUAUUAUUGUAUCAGGAGAAAGUGGUGCUGGUAAAACAGUGAGUGCUAAAUAUAUCAUGCGUUAUUUCGCUACAGCAGAUGAUAAAGAAGCCUCUGGUAAACAAGCCAAGGGUGAAUCAAUGACUGAAGUAGAAGAGCAAAUCUUGGCCACUAAUCCAAUCAUGGAAGCAUUUGGUAACGCAAAAACCACUAGAAAUGAUAACUCUUCGAGAUUCGGUAAAUACAUUCAAAUUGAAUUUGACAAGCAGCGUAACAUUGUGGGUGCCAAGAUCAAAACCUAUUUAUUGGAAAGAUCUCGUCUUAUCUUUCAACCUGCUACUGAAAGAAACUACCAUGUCUUUUAUCAACUAUGCUCAGGUGCUACUGAUGCUGAAAGACAAGAAUUGGAUCUCAAGCCAUGGUCUGAAUUUCAUUAUAUGAAUCAAAGUGGUACUGGUUCUAUUGAUGGCGUAGACGAUGCCAAGGACUUUGCAGAAACUCGUGAAGGUCUCAAAACCAUUGGUAUUAAUGAAAACACUCAGACAGAAAUCUUCCGCUUAUUGGCAGCUUUGUUGCACUUGGGUAACAUUGAAAUUGGUGGUAGAAAUGAUGCUACUUUGCCUGAGGACGAACCAUCUCUUGUAAAAGCUACAGAAUUAUUGGGUUUGGACACAUCAGAAUUUAGGAAAUGGAUUGUGCGAAGACAAAUUGUAACAAGAUCAGAAAAGAUCAUUAGUAACUUGAAUCCUACACAAGCUCAAGUUGUUCGUGAUUCAGUUGCCAAAUUUAUCUAUGCCAAUCUGUUUGAUUGGUUGGUCAAUGUCAUUAAUGAUAGCUUGUCUUGUUCUGAUGUUGACCAAGUGGCUAGCUUCAUUGGUGUUUUGGAUAUUUAUGGUUUUGAACACUUCAAGAAAAAUUCUUUUGAACAAUUCUGUAUCAAUUAUGCUAAUGAAAAGCUUCAACAACAGUUCAAUCAACAUGUAUUUAAACUAGAACAAGAAGAAUACGUCAAGGAACAGAUUGAUUGGAAGUUUAUCUCAUUUAGUGACAACCAAAAGUGUAUUGAGAUGAUUGAAGCCAAGAUGGGUAUCUUGUCGCUUUUAGAUGAAGAAUCUCGUUUACCUUCCGGUUCAGACCAAGGUUUCUGUAACAAGCUUUAUCAAAACUUUGGCAAUGCUCCUCAAUUCCAAGACUAUUUCAAAAAGCCUCGUUUCUCCAACAAUGCCUUUGUUGUUGCUCAUUAUGCUCAUGAUGUUCAAUAUGAAGCUGAAGGUUUUAUGGACAAGAACAAGGAUACUGUUCCCGACGAACUCUUGAACUUGCUCCAAGCAUCUAAAUCUCAAUUCUUAUCCGAGAUGAUUCAGCCUGCUCCCAGUUCGCCUACCGCCGAACAGGCACCUGCCAAAAAGACAUUGAGUACUGCCAAGAAGCCUACAUUGGGCUCCAUCUUCAAAUUAUCAUUGAUUACUUUGAUGGAUACCAUUGGUGAGACAAACGUACACUAUAUUCGUUGUAUCAAGCCAAAUGAGGCCAAGGUUGCCUGGGUCUUCCAACCCAGCAUUGUCCUUUCUCAACUUCGUGCUUGUGGUGUUUUAGAAACUAUUCGUAUCAGUUGUGCUGGUUAUCCUACUCGUUGGACUUUUGAAGACUUUGCUGAAAGAUAUCAUGCAUUGAUUGAUUUCAAACAAUGCGACCCCAAGUCUAAUGCUGAUAUUAGAGGCAUUUGUUCACAAAUUCUGGAUACAGCCAUUCAUGAUACCAAUAAAUACCAAGUAGGUCUUACAAAGAUCUUCUUCCGUGCUGGCCAGCUUGCCUAUAUGGAAAAAUUAAGAUCUGAUCGAUUGAACUCAUGUGCUAUUAUGAUUCAAAAAAAUAUUCGUCGCUACCUUGCUCGUCUUCAUUAUUUGAGAACAAGAAAGGCUAUUUUGAUGUUGCAAAGCGUUGCUCGUCAAAAACAUGCUGUUCAAAAAUUAGAACAUAUGCGUCAAGAAAAGGCUGCUAUUGUGAUCCAAAAGAACUGGAGGAGAUACAUUGCUCGCAAGAAAUACUUGCAGACACGUCAAACCAUCAUUCAAAUACAAUCAGCUGUCCGUGGUACAAUUGCCAGAAAGAAGCAUGCUACACUCAAGCGAGACCAUGCUGCUGUAUUGAUUCAAAAGGUUGCUCGUGGUUGGUUGGCUCGUAAGCGAUACCAAGCUAUUCGUCAAUAUGUCAUUCAAGUUCAAACAUGCGUCCGUCGUCGUCAAGCACGCCGCCAACUCGUCUUACUUCGCGCUGAAGCCAGAUCCGUCAGUCACUUGAAGGAAGCCUCUUACAAACUUGAGUCUCGUGUUGUUGAUCUUAUCCAGAACCUCACACAACAACGCGAAGAGAAAUCACGUUUGAAACUAAAGGCUGUUGAAUUAGAGAACCAAGUACGCUCUUGGAUUGAAAAGUAUGACCGUUUAGAUCAAAAGGCAAAGGAGAUAGCAGACAACGUUGGCAAUACGGAAACAACUAAGGAUAACGAUACAUGGGCUGCUUUGAAAUCACAACGGGAUGCACUUCAAGCUGAAUAUGCAUCUUCACUCAAUAAGAUCAAGUCACAAGAUAAAGAAUUGAUGCGCUUGAAAGAAGAGUUACUAAGCCAAAGAAAUGAUGUAGCAAAAUUAAGAGUGGGCUCCAAGGGUGGGUUCAAGAGGGGCGAUACAGAUAUCAGUGAGCUCAAGAACCAAAUUUCAGCUCUCAAGGCACAAACAGAGUAUAAACUUUAUGUACAAUAAUUAAAAGAGAAGGAUAACUUGGAUCUACAUAAAUUAUAUAUUGAAAUACCUAAUAAUAAACUCUUUU
Molecule: messenger RNA, 3420 nt
Organism: Gilbertella persicaria
Lineage: Eukaryota; Fungi; Mucoromycota; Mucoromycetes; Mucorales; Choanephoraceae
Product: P-loop containing nucleoside triphosphate hydrolase protein
Exons: 9
Coding region: 105-3353 (1082 amino acids)
Biological process (GO): vesicle transport along actin filament; actin filament organization
Cellular component (GO): vesicle; myosin complex; actin cytoskeleton
Molecular function (GO): actin filament binding; microfilament motor activity; ATP binding
Source: RefSeq, a predicted model, not a curated record